This is a messenger RNA of Annulohypoxylon maeteangense, 3174 nucleotides long. Its product is annotated as Sec23/Sec24 trunk domain-containing protein. Gene Ontology annotation, biological process: intracellular protein transport; endoplasmic reticulum to Golgi vesicle-mediated transport; COPII-coated vesicle cargo loading. NCBI's taxonomy places the organism in Eukaryota, Fungi, Ascomycota, Sordariomycetes, Xylariales, Hypoxylaceae. The transcript has 8 exons. Gene Ontology annotation, molecular function: zinc ion binding; GTPase activator activity. Gene Ontology annotation, cellular component: COPII vesicle coat; endoplasmic reticulum exit site. The record is from RefSeq and is a predicted model, not a curated record. The coding region runs from base 326 to 2650 and encodes 774 amino acids.
CUUGUCCAUAACUCCCCUCGUCACCAAUUAAAAGCCAGGUACCUACUACCACUGUGUUCCAAGGUUAGGUACAAUACAAUACACAACAAGAAUCGACAUCAGAAUUCAUUCACUUCCACCACCCCGCCGAGCCAGUCUGUCCCCAAGCACUGAAGUUUUGAACCUGGCAAAAAAGGUACAAUUCGUCGUCACCGUCAAACCAAACCAGAACAGACCACACCUCUAAACGACAUCAUAGAAACGCCCUGGGAUCGGCGAUUGUUGCAGCUACAACUGAUCUCGACAAAAAAGGAGCUUCGCGUAUUAUCGCAAGCACCCCGACGAUAUGGAUUAUGAAGCUUUGAAGGAGCAAUGGAGCGAGGUUGAGGAUCGUGAUGGUGUCCGACUGAGCUGGAACGUUUUCCCUAGCUCUCGCAUGGAGGCAUCUCGCCUUGUUGUUCCUAUCGGCGCCCUCUACACCCCUCUAAAAGAGAAGCCAGACACUCCUCUACUACAGUUCGAGCCCGUAACGUGCAAACAACCGUGUCGUUCGGUCCUAAAUCCCUUCUGCCAAGUUGAUGUCCGAGCACGCCUAUGGAUCUGCCCAUUCUGCCUUUCGAGAAACCCUCUUCCACCUCACUAUAAAGACAUCACGCCUAACGCCAUUCCUCCGGAGCUGCAUCCUUCCAACACGACUAUCGAAUAUCGACUCUCACGACCCGCUCCUAGCCCGCCCAUCUUCCUCUACGUCGUCGAUACGUGCCAAGAGGAUGACAGCCUUUCGGCCUUGAAGGAGUCGCUCAUCAUGAGCCUGAGUUUACUCCCCGAGAAUGCACUGGUCGGCCUGAUCACUUACGGUACGAUGGCACAAGUUCAUGAGAUAGGAUACACAGAGUGUGCCAAAUCAUACGUUUUUCGCGGUAGCAAGGACUACUCUGCCAAACAGGUCCAAGAAAUGCUGGGUCUGCUCGCCCCUAGCCUGCGCCCUGGUAUGCCGCAGCAGCAACCUGGUCGACCUAUGCUUCCUAUGGGCCCCGCCACUAGAUUCCUGUUACCAGUCCAGCAGUGCGAAUUCCAACUCACUAAGAUUCUCGAGCAGUUGCAGAAAGAUCCCUGGCCCGUCGCUAGCGACAGGAGAAACCUUCGCUGCUCUGGUGUAGCGCUUAGCGUGGCCGUGGGGCUUCUCGAAUCGUCUUUUCAAAAUGCUGGUGGCAGGAUCAUGCUCUUCGCUGGAGGUCCCGCAACUGAAGGGCCGGGAAUGGUCGUUGGACCCGAGCUCAGGGAGCCUAUUCGCUCGCAUCAUGAUAUCGAUCGCGAUAAUAUCAAGUAUUACAAGAAGGCCUUAAAAUUCUACGACAACCUUGCAAAGCGAACCGCGCACAAUGGCCACAUAAUAGACAUAUUCGCCGGGUGCUUAGAUCAAGUCGGAUUGCUCGAGAUGAAAGGCCUAUGUAACUCUACUGGCGGCCACAUGAUCCUUACGGACAGCUUCACCUCGUCUAUGUUCAAGCAGUCGUUUAUCCGCGUCUUUGAAAAGGAUGGCGACGAUAACCUGCUAAUGGGCUUUAAUGCAGUUCUUGAAGUACUAACGACUAAGGAGUUGAAGGUAACAGGCUUGAUCGGGCAUGCUGUGUCAUUGAACAAGAAGUCGACAUCUGUGGGAGAGACGGAAUGUGGCAUUGGCAAUACGUGUUCGUGGAAAAUGUGUGGUAUCGAUCCCAACGCGAGUUACGGGGUCUAUUUCGAGAUCGCAAGCCAAGGCGGCCCUACGCAGCAUCCCCAAGGCCAGCAGAAAGGCAUGAUGCAAUUUUUGACAUAUUACCAACACUCUUCAGGACAGUUUCACCUACGUGUAACAACUAUCGCCAGGAACCUAAGCGGCCCUGCCGGGGAUCCUGCCAUCGCCCAGUCCUUUGAUCAAGAAGCGGCUGCGGUACUUAUGUCUAGAAUUGCCGUCUUUAAGGCCGAGGUCGACGAUGGUCCUGAUGUCCUUCGCUGGGUAGAUCGCAUGCUUAUUCGGUUAUGCUCGCGCUUCGCCGAUUAUAGAAAAGAUGACCCUUCGUCGUUUAGACUGGAGAAGAAUUUCACUCUCUACCCUCAGUUUAUGUUUCAUCUCCGGCGAAGUCAAUUCCUCCAGGUCUUCAAUAACUCUCCCGAUGAGACUGCUUUUUAUCGCCACGUGUUGAACCACGAAGACGUGAGCAAUUCUCUGAUCAUGAUACAGCCGACUCUGGACUCUUAUACCUUCGACCAGGAUGGCGGCCAGCCAGUCCUGCUGGACUCGACCUCUAUACAACCUACACACAUUUUAUUGUUGGACACAUUCUUCCAUAUCCUUAUCUUUCACGGUGAAACCAUCGCAGAGUGGAAGAAAGCCGGUUACCAGGAUCAAGAAGGCUACGACAAUUUUGCUACAUUACUCGAACAACCAAAGGAGGAUGCAAGAGACCUCAUUGCUGACCGCUUCCCACUUCCUCGAUUUAUUGUAUGUGAUGCUGGUGGCUCUCAGGCCCGGUUUUUACUCUCGAAGCUUAACCCCUCGACCACCCACACCUCAGGGGCCUACGGAGGUGUUGGUGCCCAGACUGCUCAAACCAUCUUUACAGAUGACGUGUCACUGCAAACCUUUAUGGACCAUCUGAUGAAGCUGGCUGUAAGCGGUACGAACUAGGUGGACUGGAGCUGCAACUUUGGUUCAGUGAGGAACUGAUCAUGUUUGCCCGGGUAGGCGACACUGCGACAAUAGGAAUAACCUGGAAGUGUUGAAGUUAAAUACCAGUAUAGUGAACCAGGCGAGCUUUCCAACGUAGACUUAAAUUAAGGCUGCGACCCAAUUAUAUACAGGGCCGAAGUUGGCGCAAAGUCGUCUUGGAUCUUCUUGUUGCUAUCCCUUUAAAUGCCCGUAACGGGAUAGAUUUAAUCGACACUUAGAUCUUUCUUACUCUUUAACCUUCAUCUUCUUAUCCAUUCUCCCAAGACGGUUAGUUUCUAUCUACGAAAGGGAAUAAUUUCCAUGGAUCGACUGGCUUCUCUGGUCAGUAUUGGCCUUAUGCUUGGAUUCUUCGGGAACUUAGCAUAGUAAUUUAUUGUCGAUCAAUUACUCUGCCCCAUGGUCGGCGUUUAAAGGGAAACCAAAUUCUGUGUUUACUGCCCUUAUCUUAUCAGAAUAAUAGACACAAGUACCUAUAAUCCGAG